This is a messenger RNA of Salpingoeca rosetta, 1588 nucleotides long. Its product is annotated as phosphatidylinositol kinase. The transcript is spliced from 10 exons. The record is from RefSeq and is a predicted model, not a curated record. The coding region runs from base 115 to 1305 and encodes 396 amino acids. Gene Ontology annotation, biological process: Golgi organization; endosome organization; phosphatidylinositol phosphate biosynthetic process. Gene Ontology annotation, cellular component: plasma membrane; lysosomal membrane; endosome. Gene Ontology annotation, molecular function: 1-phosphatidylinositol 4-kinase activity. NCBI's taxonomy places the organism in Eukaryota, Choanoflagellata, Craspedida, Salpingoecidae.
CAGCAAACGCACACACAGAACGUCCAGCACACCGAAGACACAGAGCAAGACCGUGGACGUGGAGAGCAGGAAGCGAGAAGGACCAACAGGGCAAGACAAGACAAGCGACACCAGAUGGACGACGAGUCGGACAUGUCCGACCAUGAAAUCUAUGGCGAGCAAGUUGGGCUGAACACACCGCUCCUGGAUGAGAGCGGGCCUGGGAGCAAGCAGGAUGCCAACUUUGCACACAUGAUCGCGAGUGUGGAGCAGGCCAUCGCAGAGGACAUUCUCCCGGAAAUGAUCUUGCAAGGGUCGAGUGGAUCGUACUUCUGCCGUAACACGAGCAACGAGAUUGUCGGCGUAUUCAAACCCAAGAACGAGGAGCCAUACGGGCACCUGAACCCGAAAUGGGGCAAGUGGAUCCAGAAGCAUUUCUGCUGCUGGUGCUAUGGUCGCGACUGCCUCCCACAAAACCAAGGCUACCUGUCUGAAGCCGGUGCAUCGCUUGUCGACCAAGCCCUCGGCCUGAAUAUUGUGCCCAAGACAAAGGUGGUCAGGCUUGUCAGCUCAAGCUUCCACUAUUCCCGAUUUGAUCGUGCACGCGCACGCGCUGUGCAGAGCGCAUCUCGCCGCUUCCCAGAGACGGUUGGGAAGCACCUGCGCCAGGGCCUGCCGCCCAAAAUCGGCUCCUUCCAGGUGUUUGUGCGCGGCUUCAAGGACGCGUCAGAGGUGCUUCGCUCGCUCAACUUUGAUGAGUUGCAGCCGGAAACACAGGACAGCCUGACGCGCCAGUUCCAGCACAUGGUUGUCUUAGACUACCUCACCCGAAAUACAGACAGAGGCAACGACAAUUGGCUCCUCCGAUUCACCCCGGCGGACGAGGACGGAAACGGAGAAAGCAUCCAGCUCGCCGCCAUUGAUAACGGACUUUCGUUCCCAAAGAAACACCCGGACAACUGGCGUGCUUAUCCAUACUAUUGGGCGUGGCUGUACCUGGCGCGCUUCCGGUUCCGCGACGACAUUGUUGAGAAGCUGCUGCCACAGCUGCGCGACGAGACGUUUAUUGAGGGCCUGUGCGAGCGCCUGUACCUCCUCUUCAAACAAGACUAUGGUUUCUCUCGUUCCGUGUUUGAGAAAAAAAAGGCGCUCAAUCUCACAAAAGCGCUUGAGCAGCGCCUCUCACCCGCAGAACUUGUCCGAUUACCGCCAAUCACGGUUGAGCUGUCGCGGCGGCGGCGGCGAGGGAGCUCGACGUCAUCCGAAGGUGCAAGCCGGUACACACAGGUCGUCGCAGACAGGCGCCCCUUCUUUCAGUGGAUCUGACAUGAACAAGAAUCUCCGGCCCUCAAACGUCACACCCCAACGCCAGCCGGUCGUUGAUCACGCACACCGGCUGACAUGCUCCGUGCAUGCGUGACAUUGCGUUGGUGUUGGUUGUGCAACCUCUCUCCUGUGCUCCCCUUUUGUUACACUGGUUACAGUUCUCUCUCUCUCUCUCUGCUCCUGCUGUUGCUGUGUUUAUCCACACCCAUGCUGCGCUUGCUUUUCUCUCACUUGUCAUUGUUCUGUUGUAGGACCGGAUCAAAUACACAUCAUACUUGACACA